AGCGAUCGACCCGGAAGCGGAAGUUGGGAUUCUCGGUAUCUAUGGCGGCGCCCCUAGCAACGAGGCCUUGAGGAGAGGAGUGUGUAGGCCUGGUGUGGGAUCAUGGCGGAGAAGUUCGACUCCUUGGAGGAGCACCUGGAGAAGUUCGUGGAGAACAUCCGGCAGCUGGGCAUCAUCGUCAGCGACUUCCAGCCCAGCAGCCAAGCGGGCCUCAACCAGAAGCUGAAUUUUAUGGUUACAGGCUUACAAGAUAUUGACAAAUGCCGACAGCAGCUUCAUGAGAUCAGCGUACCUUUGGAAGUCUUUGAGUAUAUAGAUCAAGGCCGCAACCCCCAGCUCUAUACUAAAGAGUGCUUAGAAAGAGCUCUAGCUAAAAAUGAGCAGGUCAAAGGCAAAAUUGACACAAUGAAGAAAUUCAAAAGCCUAUUGAUUCAAGAGCUGACUAAAGUGUUCCCAGAGGAUAUGGCCAAAUACAAAGCUAUUCGGGGUGAAGAUCCUUCUCCUUAAUUACAUUAUUUCUACCCUGCCUUCUUCUACAAACACUGCCAAUAGGCUGUUGUGACAGCAUUUGACUUCAUCUGGCGAAUGAAGAUGUUGUAUCCAAUAGAGGCAUUUAUUAAAUACCGAGUUCUUUGGCCAGGAUGGCAGCUGAUUUUCCUGUGGUACAUGUGUGGCCAUUAAAGGUUUGUCAGCACUUUCAGUAAGAAGCUAAUCUUCUCUUUAAUGUGACUUCAAGCCCAGCUGUGCACCAGAAGCCAGGAGCUUUGCUUUUGUGAUACACUGUUUGAAUUAUUCAGCUUCUCUGUCUCAUGCAAAGUAAGAUGGGGUCAGGGAGGUGACUCCUACUGUUGCACUGCGAUGUACAAGAUGAAGUAGAUAUAAAUAUGAAGAAAUAUAAAAAAAAAUGAAGCAUGUUUCUUUCUCAUUCUUUGAUCUGUUGGGCAGCAGAAGAUGCCUUGAAGAACAAUAUUGAUUUGGCAUGGUUAAUGGAAAAACAAACAAACACAUCUUCUGAAACUGUAUGUCUGAAUUAUUUUACAGUCUUAAUAGAGUUACUUUUGUAAAGGCUUUGAAAUAAUGUUUUUCCUCAUCUAUGAUCUGGUGUUUUCAGUAGUACCUGAAAUGACAGGGCUCCUAAUUAUGGAAACUGAAUAUCUAUAUUUAAACAUAAAAGGACUUUACCUCUUGUACCUUAUAAAAAUACACCCUACAGAUAUGUUCACCAGAUGGAUGCAGCAGUUACUACUGAGUUCCUUGGAAAUAAAUCAUCAUGAAUAAACAAAAUGUGCAAAUUGCAUUUAA
Messenger RNA from Sceloporus undulatus (fence lizard), 1302 nucleotides. RefSeq names its product mediator complex subunit 10 (gene MED10). Gene Ontology annotation, cellular component: chromatin; mediator complex. Gene Ontology annotation, biological process: positive regulation of transcription by RNA polymerase II. The record is from RefSeq and is a predicted model, not a curated record. Lineage: Eukaryota; Metazoa; Chordata; Lepidosauria; Squamata; Phrynosomatidae. Bases 103 to 507 code for a protein of 134 amino acids. The transcript is spliced from 4 exons. Gene Ontology annotation, molecular function: transcription coregulator activity.